Sabethes cyaneus is the source of this 3516-nucleotide messenger RNA. RefSeq lists its product as uncharacterized. Gene Ontology annotation, biological process: calcium ion import across plasma membrane. Bases 1 to 3516 code for a protein of 1171 amino acids. Gene Ontology annotation, cellular component: membrane. NCBI's taxonomy places the organism in Eukaryota, Metazoa, Arthropoda, Insecta, Diptera, Culicidae. The transcript has 6 exons. Gene Ontology annotation, molecular function: protein binding; calcium channel activity. The record is from RefSeq and is a predicted model, not a curated record.
AUGGUUCUACUGGACUGGCGGCGGCUCUGCCGCAAAAAGCGCAAAAUUCCGCAAGGCGGUGCCAUUCUGGAUCAGGUCAUUUCGCAGUCGGCCAACGCCUCCAAUCAGUGUCUGCUGUACAAGAUGGCCAACUACAAGCGCGGUGGCGAUCUGAUCGAUGCCUUCCAGGUCGGUGGACAGAAGGCCGUCGAGCAGCUGAUCCGCGAUCAGUUCGGUGUGUUCAUGUACAACGCCGGACGCGGUCAGGUUAUCAACCGGGCCGAGUAUCUCCGCUGGAAGUACAUGGAUAAUCAUGAGGUCGUCAUUCCGAUUGAGGCUUCCCUGUCACCGCACGAUCCGCUGGGCAAGUGGGUCGACCAUAAAGCCUGCUGGCAGAUGCAGUACCGUGGUCUUCUGGGAGAAAGCCUCCUGCAUGUGCUGAUCAUUUGCGACACGAAAAUCCACACGAAACUGGCCCGCAUUCUGCUGCGUGUUUUCCCGGAACAAUCGAUUGACGUCAUGGAAGGCGAGGAGUACCUGGGCGCUAGUGCACUCCACCUGGCGAUUGCCUACAGCAACAACGAGCUGGUGGGCGAUCUGAUCGAUGCCGGGGCGGAUGUGUCCCAGCGGGCCAUCGGACGCUUCUUCCUUCCGCGGGAUCAGCAGGGUUUGCGGCCGGUCAAGACGACCGACUACGAGGGUUUGGCCUAUCUAGGGGAGUAUCCCCUGGCGUGGGCCGCCUGCUGUGCGAAUGAAUCCGUUUAUAACCUUCUGUUGGAGUGCGGUGCCGAUCCGAAUGCGCAGGAUAGUUUCGGAAACAUGAUCCUUCACAUGGUUGUUGUGGGUGAUAAACUAGACAUGUUCGGCUACGCAUUACGCCAUCCAAAACUCCCGUGUAAAAAUGGAAUUGUAAACGAAGCGGGUUUAACCCCGCUCACCCUAGCUUGCCGGCUGGGUCGCGACGAAGUUUUUCGCGAAAUGUUAGAACUUUCCGCCCGUGAAUUCUGGCGCUACAGUAACAUCACCUGUUCCGGUUACCCACUGAACGCACUGGACACCCUGAUGCCGGAUGGCACAACCAACUGGAACUCGGCCCUGUUCAUCAUCCUUAACGGAACCAAGGAGGAACACCUGAACAUGCUGGACGGUGGCAUCGUCGAGCGUUUGCUCGACGAAAAGUGGAAAACGUUCGCCCGGAAUCAGUUCCUGAAGCGACUGCUGAUUCUCGCUCUGCAUCUGUUCUGUCUGUCCUGCUCGGUAUAUCUGCGACCGGCGCACGUUUUCGCAGACGACGAAACCGACGGCGAUGGAAACGACGGUGAUGGCGGCGGCGGCGGCACGGCCGCGCCGGAUGCUGACGAGGAUGAGGGCAUCGACCUGACGAGCUGGUUCCGGUACGGAUUCGAAAUCGCCACCGUGAUGGGAGUGCUGAGCUACGUCGUCCUGCAGCAGGGCGAUGAGAUUAAGAAUCAAGGGCUGAUCUCGUUCAUCAAGUCACUGGGCAACGCACCGGCCAAAGCAAUCUUCCUGGUAUCCAAUCUAAUGAUCCUGGCUUGCAUUCCGUUACGGAUUAUAGGCGACACCGACACGGAAGAAGCGAUCCUGCUGUUUGCAGUGCCAGGCAGCUGGUUUCUGUUGAUGUUUUUCGCCGGCGCCAUCGGACUGACGGGACCGUUCGUAACGAUGAUCUUCUCCAUGAUCACCGGUGACAUGUUUACGUUCGGCAUCAUCUACAUGAUCAUACUGUUUGGCUUUUCCCAGGCGUUCUACUUCCUGUACAAGGGCCACCCGGAUUCGGAAGAAACUCCCUUCGGGAGUUAUUGGGGCACUUGGAUGGCACUUUUUCAGACUACCCUGGGUGAUUACGAUUACGCAGAUUUGAACCUGACCACGUACCCGAGUUUGGCAAAAACGGUGUUUAUUCUUUUUAUGAUCUUUGUACCAAUCCUGCUGCUCAACAUGUUGAUCGCCAUGAUGGGUAACACCUACGCGUAUGUUAUUGAGCAAGCGGAGAAAGAGGGCAUGAAGCAGUGGGCCAAGAUUGUGGUCAACCUCGAACGGGCGGUAAAGCAAGAAGAUGCGAAAAAAUACUUGGAGGAGUAUUCGAUUGGUCUAGGGCCCUCGGAUGAUCCUCGAUACGAGAUUCGCGGUGUUAUGGUUAUCAAAAGUAAGAGUAAAACUAGAGCCCGACAACGGAAAGGUGCGGUAAGUAAUUGGAAGAGCGUACUGCGGGUCACCUUGACCGAGCUGAAGAAACGAAACAUGACCGGAGAGGAACUACGCCGGAUUAUGUGGGGACGCUCGUCCAUCACUUCGCCAGCUAAGGUUUCUAAAAAGAAGAAGGGUUACGACGAAGACCCAUUCGCGAUUACAGCGGCCAUCGACGUGAUGUCCUUCACGCAGGACAUCGUCAUGGUCGGUACCGAUCCAACGGGUCCGAUAAUGAUUGAUCCCACAAAACCAGCAACGAUCAUGCCCCCAACUGUUGCGCCAGCGCAACCGCAACCGAUUCCGGAAAUUCCUCCCCAACCAGCCCUGGUAAAGCGUCAAUCGGUGGUCAGUGCCCCGCCCGCUUACGACGAUUUUCCGCCGAUGAAGGACUACAAAGAUCCCCUGCGUGAGUUGGUUAUCAUCUCGGAGACGGCUCCGGUGGACGAUCUGUAUGCUCAGAACUGCAAGAUGCUAGCAUUCGAUGCCUCCACACUGGAUCACGUUCACGAGAUCGAUUUGACCAGACAAAGCCAGAUCCGACAGGAGGAACAACAAAAACAACAGCAGCAACAGCAACCGCAGACUUUGGGUCAGUUGAAUCCCUUCCUGGAUUCGAAGGACGUUGUCGAUCCGGUGAAGGAGCGCGAGUUUCUCAAAACGUUGGAGGCUCUGGAAGACACGGACAGCGAAGCGGCCGAAAAGCCGGUGCUCGGCAAAAUUUCCCUGAUUCGACGGGCAAAAUCGGCCGUUUCGAGAACCACUUCUCGGAAGAAGAAAACUGACCAACAUCCGCUGUUUAUGAUUGCUUGGGAUGACAAAAAUCUGGCUCGUGCUGCGCAGGAGGACUUUGGUGCGCUGAACACGGCCUACGAGUACUCGGCGGAGGAUCUUAAGCAUGAUGUGGAUGAAGAGGCAAAGGAGGAAGGCGAAGAUGAAGGUGUUUCGGUGGAGGAGGUGCAUCGGGCUAUGGAACAGUUUCAUCAGAGGGUGCGUGGAUCGCCCGAACGGGAUAGUAAUUCGACGGAAACGUCCGGUCGUAAAGUAGCAACUAAGAAGCGUCAUGGAAUGGGACGCGGGAGGAAUAAUAAGAUCUCGCCCGAUACCUCCAAUGAGAGUGUGUCGGGUAAGAAGGACAAACGGAUGAAGUCGGCACCGACCACCACUGGCGGUGGUGGUGGAGGUAACGGGAAUGGAAACCGACACCGGCAACAGAUGAUGGAACAUGAACCAGGUGAGGCUUCACCACCGGAUCCGCUUGAACCGUGGAGCACUAGGGAUAUCGUGAAUAUUAACAAGCUGCUCGAUACCGAUACGCAGGAGGAGUAA